Messenger RNA from Ailuropoda melanoleuca (giant panda), 2223 nucleotides. RefSeq names its product DEAD-box helicase 51 (gene DDX51). Lineage: Eukaryota; Metazoa; Chordata; Mammalia; Carnivora; Ursidae. The record is from RefSeq and is a predicted model, not a curated record. The coding region runs from base 223 to 1605 and encodes 460 amino acids. The transcript is spliced from 14 exons. Gene Ontology annotation, molecular function: nucleic acid binding; ATP binding.
GACGCCGAGGGCGCGGGGCCGCCGGAAGACCCAGGCGGACGGCCCCCCGGAGAGGCGUCGGGGCCUCCAGCCCGCGCCCUCCUGCUCGGGGACUUUGGAAGAAACAGGGCGCCAAAGGUCCAGCCUUUCCUGCCAUCAUGGUUGGCUGAGCCAAGCUGUGUUGGAAAGAGUGUCACUGAAGACUUGGUGCCUAUUGAGGACAUCCCUGAAGUCCACCCAGACAUGCAGAAAAAACUGCGGGCGCAUGGCAUCUCGUCCUACUUCCCAGUCCAGGCAGCAGUGAUUCCUGCCCUCCUGGAGAGCACAGCCAACGGGUUUCUGGUGGCCCGAGGUGGCUACCGGCCCAGGGACCUUUGUGUUUCUGCCCCGACGGGCAGUGGGAAGACCUUGGCCUUCGUCAUUCCUGUGGUACAGGCCCUGCUCCGUCGAGCUGUUUGCCAGGUCCGUGCUUUGGUCGUGCUGCCCACCAAGGAGUUGGCCCAGCAGGUGAGCAAAGUGUUCAACAGCUACACAGACGCCACGCCUCUGCGUGUGGCCUUGAUCACCGGGCAGAAGUCACUGGUCAAGGAGCAGGAGAGUCUUGUCCAGAAGACAGCAGACGGCUUCCGCUGCUUGGCUGACGUCGUGGUGGCCACCCCUGGCCGCCUGGUGGACCACAUCGACCAGACCCCAGGAUUCAGCCUCCAGCAUCUCCGCUUCCUGGUCAUCGACGAGGCCGACCGCAUGAUAGACAGCAUGCACCAGUCCUGGCUGCCCCGCGUGGUGGAGGCGGUCUUCCGGAGUGAUGGUGCCAAGGACCGCCCCUUGGCUCUGCUCCAGAGGAGGCAGCCCCAGGCCACCACUGCUGCCAGUAUCUCUUGUCCUCAGAUGCCACUGCAGAAACUGCUCUUCUCGGCCACCCUGACGCAGAACCCUGAGAAGCUGCAGCAGCUGGGCCUCUACCAGCCCCGGCUCUUCUCCACAGGGCUGGCGCGCAGAGGCCCCAGAGAUGCGGACGAGGACAGGGACUCAGGCGGGAAGUAUACCUUCCCCACGGGGCUCUCGCACCAUUACGUGCCGUGCAGCCUCCGCACUAAGCCACUGGCCGUCCUGCACCUGAUCCUGGAGAAGAAUUUCUCGAGGGUUCUCUGCUUCACCAACUCCCGUGAGAACUCCCACAGGCUCUUCCUGCUAGUCCAGGCUUUCGGAGGUGUGACCGCGGCAGAGUUCUCCUCCCGCUGCGGGCCCAGCCAGAGGAAGGUGGUCUUGAAGCAGUUUGAGCAGGGCAAGAUUCAGCUCCUCAUCAGCACAGACGCCAUGGCUCGAGGCAUUGACGUGCAGGGCGUGCAGCGGGUCAUCAACUACGACGCCCCCCAGUACCUGCGGACCUACGUGCACCGGGUCGGGAGAACCGCCCGCGCUGGAAAAACUGGGCAGGCCUUCACGCUGCUCCUCAAAGUGCAGGAGAGGAAGUUUCUCCGCAUGCUGGCUGAAGCCGGGGUGCCAGAGAUGGCGCGGCACGACAUCCCCAACGAGCUCCUGCAGCCGCUGCUCCCGCGGUACGAGGAGGCCUUGUCCCAGCUGGAGCGAGCCGUCAAGGAAGAGCGAAGACAGAAGGCACCCUGACAGGCUCAGAGGACAGGCAGGCUGGCGCUCUGCAGAGCAGACCCUUGCACCCCGUGCCUCCUGCUGGGCUUAGCCACCUCCUUUCCAGAAAAGUCCUGAGCAGUGGUGGUUGGAUAUAUGAGCAAAAGAUAGAUUCCUUGGAUUUCAGAGGGAGCAGCCGGCGGAAAGGGCCUUUGUCCUGCGGUGCGCUGCCUCCGCGUGCCAGGCCCCAGACGUGGUCGCUGCAGCAGGCCUGGCCCCGGGCAAGCUUGGGCCCCGGGUGAGAGCGUCAGGGGCAGCCUCUGACAGGUGGGGAUUUUGGGAAACUGACGGGGCGGCGUCUGGGGUUUAGCCUCGGCCCAUUAUGGGACGCUGGGCGUCCUCAGGACAUCUGCUGCCCGCCAGCCCGCACCUCCGUGAGCCAUUCCCGGUGCCUUCGCAGCCUCCACAUGGCGUCGGCACAGACCAGACCGCGCGGCUGGGGGGCUCCACACAGGGAUGAAGGAACUGUCACCGUGCGCCAGGACGUGGGUUGUGAAUGUAACAGAAAAUAGGCUUCAGGAGCACUGACCCGCCGUUUAUGUGAAGAUUUUGUUCUCAAAAUCAUAUGCUGAUAUUAAAACAAACUUUAAAAAACCA